UAAUGGGUAGUUUUGUGUAGGAAUCUGCAUCUUGCAUAUACGUUGCAUUGACCACCCAUACACAGGGACUUGCACAUGGAUGGGCCUGCCUACAUGUGUCCAUGCACAUGCAGAUACGUCCAUACAUUCCUUCAAACAGUCUUGGAGGGUCAUUCAGUGGAUACAAAUGCAUUCCCUGUCUCACUCAGCCUAGGAGGGUCUUCCUAUUUUUCUCCCGUCGGUGGUGGGCUAGCACUGGGGACAGUAUACAAACUAAAUCAAUUAGAUUAAAUUUAUUGUUGAUCUUUUCUAACGUCCUUAACAACGAUUGGCAAUAUGUUUAAUUCAAGGAAGGAUUAUGCAAAAAACAGCCCCCAAAAUCUUGGCAGCCCUUGUACUCACUUUAUGAUUUCUUUUUUCAGGCUCAGAUCGCCUCCAUCAAAGGAGCUGUAGAAAAGUAAAGUUCUAAAAUCGCUCCCUUGAUCCUGACUGGAAGAAACGGAAUCCAAUAAGAUCAAAGAGUAAAGAUGGCUGAAUUUACAGGCUACAAGGAAACUUCUAAUCGCCAUCUACGCUUCAAGUUGCAGAGUCUUGGCCGUCGUCUUGAUGAACUAGAGGAAGCAACGAAAAAUCUCCAGAAAGCUGAGGAUGAGAUUCUGGAUCUCCAGGACAAAGUUAUCCAGGUAGAAGGCAGCAAUUCUAGCAUGCUGGCUGAUGUUGAAGCACUGAGAAAAAGAGUGCUGAAAAUUGAAGGCAAGGAUGAAGAAAUCAAGAAAGCUGAAGAGCUCUGUCGGCUGAUGAAAGCGAAACUAGAAGAGGAGGAAAGUCUCACCCGUGAGCUUAAAUCAGAAAUUGAACGACUUCAGAAGCGAAUGGCAGAGCUGGAAAAACUAGAGGAAGCUUUUGGCAGGAGUAAGAAUGACUGUACUCAGCUGUGCUUGAGUCUCAAUGAAGAAAAGAACCUGACCAAAAAAAUCUCUACAGAACUGGAAAUGUUUAGGGUGAAAGUAAAAGAACUUGAAACCUCUGAAGACAGGUUAGAUAAAACUGAACAGAGUUUAGUAAGUGAGUUAGAAAAACUGAAAUCUUUAGCUCUGAGCUUUGUUAAUGAAAGAAAACACUUUAAUGAAAGAGAAAAGCAGAAUGAGAAAAUAAUUCAAGAACUAACGCAAAAGCUUGAACAAAAUAACAAGCUAAACAGAGCUGAUCAAACUAGAAAUGCAUCAAAUUUGCUAGAAAGGUCAUCAAACAGUCUUCUGGAUAGAAAUGACCUGAGAAUUGAAGAUGACUUGACUUCUUCAUUGGCUUCCAAAGAAGCCAGAAGAAAGGGAAGCUUAGAUUACCGAAAGCAUGUUGAAAAUGAAACCCGAAAUAAAUCAGAAAAUCAAAAGAAUAAAAAUCAAGAAGACAAUAAAGUGAAGGACCUGAACCAAGAAAUUGAGAAAUUAAAAACUCAAAUUAAACAUUUUGAAUCUUUAGAAGAGGAACUUAAAAAAAUGAAAGCCAAAAAUAAUGACCUUCAAGACAGUUAUCUGAGUGAACAGAAUAAAAACAAGCUCUUAAUUGACCAAUUAGAAGAAAUUAAAAUGCAAAUCAAAAAACAGAAAGACCUGGAGAAUGGUGAGGUGGAAAAUGAAGAUACGAGCUUCCCUGGCAGAGUCCGACACGACAAAUCUAAAUGCAGAGGUAUCCCAGCUGAGCUAUCAGUUGCAAAACACAAGUCACGGGAGCUUUCGCCGCAGCAUAGACGUGAGAGGACACGGAACAGGGACUUCUCUUUCAAUAAUAACAAUUAUCUGCAAAGCAGCAAGCAAGUUUCCAGUCCCAGUUUAACCAGCAUGAGAGCAACAAAGGCAUCUAGUAAAUCUGCUCUAUUGGACACUGCGGUCGCCGAAACAAAAAGAGUGGAUCAACAAGACAGAUCAACAAUUGCUACAUACUUCUCCACACAGAAAGAUGUUCCACAGAGCGAAGGGAAGAAAUCAAGAGAGCAGCCCUCUGUCCUGAGUCGAUACCCCCCUGCUGCGCAUGAGCAGAAAGCUUGGAGGAUGUCUUCUAAACCUGGGAAUGAAAGUGGGCUGAAGACUAAGGUUGAAAAACUCUCUCAAACAGGUAGUGAUAUUUGCCACAGUACUUCUGUUGUGCUCAAUGAAAAACCCAACAAAGGAGAAGCAUCUGUGUUCUUGGCAGAAAAAAUUAAAAUAACUCAGUUGGAGACAUCUGAUCACUGUGUAGAGACGGUCUUUACCAAAAGUAACCAUGCACCACCCAAUGGAACAGGCUUUUCACGUAGAUGCCACCUUUCUCCCCAGCUGCCACCAGAUGAACCCAGUAGCUUGAAAGCAGAAGUAGGAGUGCCCGCUGCUUUGUCCCACAGGCCGCCCUUGGAAGGGAAAUCGAAAAGGACAAUCAGUUCCCAGGAAAAAGAAUUUGCAGACGCUUUACUUGAAAAUGCAAAGCCUUCAGUUCUCAUGAGGCACUCACACAACUCCAAAAGCCAGGAAGACAUUAUACAGAAUCUCACAGCUCUGGACAAAGAAGAAACGGACCAGAGCGCAGCCUCAAUAAGUGAUCUCACAAAUAUCGGUCUGAAAUCAGACUCCUUGAGAUCCAAAGCCGUUAAACCAACAAGCGAUGAGAAACUUUAUCCAAAUGAGGAGAUAGGCAAAAGUAUGAAAGCUAGCAGCCAGUCAGAACUAGAGCCAAGAAAAAGACCUAAUUCCCGAGAAUUUCCAAGCUCCAGACGAGUAUUUAGACCGUCUAUCUUUGAAAAUGAUAACAGUACUGGAAAUGAAGAAGAAUCCACUAAACCCAUCAAAAUACCUUCAGAUGCCACCAGCCUCGGAUUGAAAUCCAGAAGGUCAUUCAGCCCUAGAGAAGCGCUGAGAUCCAAAGCUGUUAUUAAGCCUGUAAUCGUUGAAAAGGACAUGAAAGAAGUAAUGGGAGGGGCUGGGGCUGAAACAAUCUCUGAAAAACAGAAACCUGUCUUUAAAACCAUGACAAAUAAAAUGACAAGUAGCAUUACCAUCUUCCCCUCUGAGCUGGCCGCUCCAAAAGCCACCACAAAUGAGGCAACAAAGGAAAGACAUACUUCUACUAGCAAUAUUAGGGUUGCUCCAAGCGAGCUGCCAUCGGUGACAAAUAACAUCAGCACACCUUUCGAGAUCUCACUCAGCAAGAGCGACAUUGCUUUGAAAUUAUGUGAGGCGGACAGAACAGGGGACUCGGCUCUGAGAAACAAAGCUGAAACACUCGUUUCGAGAAGCAGCAUUAUGAUAAGAUCUUCUGAAUCCAUUGAGAAGAACAACAGCGAGCUACCAGCGGAGACAGUCAGCUGGAAGAGUCACCGGUCAUUAGAAACUCUUUCACCAGAGUCAAAGCACGUCACUGUGAGAAGUGCCUGGAGGACGAGGCAGGGCAUCCAUUCUUUCGAGGACUCUCCAGCCAAAGUGGAAAAGAGAAUAACUUCCACUAUUACAAAUACGAUCAAGUCAUCGUCAGACCUCUCUCAAACGGAAGGGACCAACGAAAGGAUAAGCUCAUUUGAGCAGAACUCGAGAAGGGCCAGCGCCACUAGUAAUUCUUGCAGCACUCCAGAGUUAGGCUCUAGAAGGACCAAAAGUAGCUUAAGUGCAUCCGAGCUGCUCACGCACAGGAGCUACAUCACUGAUCCCAUGACAGCGUGGAGUCCUACUGCAUUACCGGAGGAGAAUAAAGAUCUUAUACGCAGUUCCAGAGGAAAACAAUAUGGCUCGUCUGAGCAGCUGUCUCAAGCUGACACUCCAGGGAGAAGGCCAGCCUCCAAGACAGAUCUGCAACAGGAUGCAGAUCUUCAAGCACAGACAGGCAGUAAGACAGAGGAACAGGGUAUUUCUCGUUCCUGCCGGAUGACCUCUAGGAGAUGAACUUCAUUUCUUUCCACCAAACAACCACUCCAUUUCGUAGGGCAAGAAACAGGAUGUUACCAGCUGCAUGGAUGUCAUUCCUGGCCUGUAGACUCCUCAUAGUGAGCCUGGAACCUGUUUUCUAAUGUGAUUUGUGCGGGACAGAAGUUUUACCAGCGAAAUUUCCUGUGCUGCCAGGGAGGAUGCUACAGAGACUUCACUCAGGGGAAUCCCACUUUGUCUCUGUGCCCAAGACUGGAAUUGUCUCUGUGGGACUACAGCCCUGUCUCCAUAGGGAAACCCUUUUGGGUGGAUAACCAUUGCUUCUACACCAAGCUGUGGUACCUGCAGGAACUCAAGCAAACUCUCCUUACCCACUUCUAUUUAGAAAAAGAUGCCAGAGCCACCCCAGCAACCACAAUGUAGCUGCUCUUCACAGCAGUGCAACACAUCUGGAUUUCUACAAAUCUCGGCUUCCUCCAGGUGUGCAAGAGUUGGAGUUUGCAUUAUUUGUGAUCUGCCUUUGCUAUUGCUCCACCUCUCCAAAGACAGAUUACAGUGAAGCCAAGACAUGAGGCUGGGCUACAGUCAGACCUUGCACCAGAAAAAGCAUGUGACCUCCCAAUCCUCUUAAUUGAUAUUUAGAAGGAAACACUUUUCCCCAGAUCACAUCACUCAAAUGUUGUAAACUGCUGUGCUGGGCAGGAGCAAGAAGAAUAUUGCUUAAAAGUAGCUUCUUCCCCAUCCCUCCUGCACCUGCUGCGACAGUCACUGCAUAACUCAAGAUCCACAUUUCAUUGGCCAGGUUU
Messenger RNA from Gavialis gangeticus (Gharial), 4672 nucleotides. It is a transcript of the gene LUZP1, whose product is annotated as leucine zipper protein 1. NCBI's taxonomy places the organism in Eukaryota, Metazoa, Chordata, Crocodylia, Gavialidae. The coding region runs from base 507 to 3884 and encodes 1125 amino acids. The transcript has 4 exons. The record is from RefSeq and is a predicted model, not a curated record.